Aureobasidium musti is the source of this 360-nucleotide messenger RNA. The record is from the annotation of a GenBank genome assembly. NCBI's taxonomy places the organism in Eukaryota, Fungi, Ascomycota, Dothideomycetes, Dothideales, Saccotheciaceae.
AGAUCGGAAGAUUACAACAAGAACUUGAUGAGAUACGACGGUCACAGUAUUAAUAUCUAUGUUAAAUCAUACCAGAACGAUCAGUCNCACAUUUCACAACAACCAUCUAUUCCAUCUGCCGCAUCGCUAGAACUGAAUAAUCGAGAAGCGGCUGAGCCUCCUCGCUGCUGGGAUUCAUGUUGUAAUGGUCGCGCGUUUUCAAACAACAGUAACCUUGCCAGGCAUCAGCGAGAGAAGCGUCGAGGAGAGGCGAAGCUGAAGUGCUCCUUNUGUGGUGCUGGGUUCAGUCGAAGUAGUGCGAGAAACGCGCACGAGGCCGAGAGGAGAUGUCGAGAAGUGGGUGGUGAUGCGAUUGGCUAG